GGAAAACAACCCUCCAUCUUUCUCUCGUAAAUCUGCAGAGUUCUUUUUGUCGACGGACGUAUACCUAUACGUUUAGGGGUCGCGUAGAUACGGUUUAAUCGGCGGGGGCCGGCUGGUCGGAUCGAAUGGCGGAGGACAAGUACAACCGGAAGAACCCGGCGGUGAAGCGGAUUCUACAGGAGCUCAAGGAGAUGCAAUCUAAUCCGUCCGAGGAUUUCAUGAGUCUACCUCUCGAGGAGAACAUAUUUGAAUGGCAAUUUGCAAUCAGGGGACCCUGUGAUACUGAAUUCGAGGGUGGAAUCUAUCAUGGGCGGAUCCAGUUGCCUGCGGAGUACCCAUUUAAGCCUCCUUCAUUUAUGUUGCUCACCCCAAAUGGUCGAUUCGAAACCCAAACCAAGAUUUGCUUAAGCAUAUCAAAUCAUCAUCCCGAGCACUGGCAGCCAUCAUGGAGUGUGCGGACUGCAUUAGUUGCACUUAUUGCAUUCAUGCCCACCAACCCAAAUGGUGCACUGGGCUCACUAGACUACAAGAAGGAAGAGAGGCGAACUUUGGCUGUCAAGUCUCGUGAUGCACCCCCAAAAUUUGGGACUGGUGAACGUCAAAAACUAAUUGAUGAGAUUCAUGAAUAUAUGCUAAGCAAGGCACCCCCUGUUCCUCAAGUCAGCUCCUCUCAGGCUCCAGAAGAACAGCCCACAAACAGGGAGGGUGAAGCCCAGGAGGAUUCUCAAAAUGCUGGGGAGGAGCUCCAAAUUCCAACAGUAGGUGACAGGAUUGUUGAAGAAGUGCAAGAGGGCCCUGUAAAUGCUGAUUCGAGCCCUGGUGGAGUUAGGGCAUCAAGGGAGAUUCCAUCCAGUGGCUCAAGAGAUCAGCCACUACAAAAGCCAGAAACGAGGGUUCAUAAAGCGGCCGAUGACAGGUUGUUUACAUGGGCUGCUGUUGGACUCACCUUUGCAAUUGUUGUUCUUUUGCUGAAAAAGUUCAUGAAAUCUAGCGGACAUGGGGGCCUAUUCACAGACGGAUCUUAGAUAUUUGGUAGUUUAAGCUUUGGCUUUACAAUUCAAGACCCGUGCGGUAUAGUUAUUGGAAAGUAUUACAUAUUUGAUCUAGUCAAGGUUUUCAUUUAAAUUUGAAGAGUUUGCAUAUAUUAUUCUAUUAUGGUUCCCUCGAUAUAUAUAUCCAGUUGUUGUAACUAAUAAUGUUGAUAUGCAACCUGUUUGCAACUGUAAGCGUGACCAUCCAUAACUGGUACUGCCUGUGUUGUGAGCUUUUGUAUGCGUGUGAAAUGCCUAUUGAUGACUCUAUGAACUACAAGCUUCUAAUCUAACUAAUCCAUAUUUUACUUCUCA
Messenger RNA from Corylus avellana, 1346 nucleotides. RefSeq names its product ubiquitin-conjugating enzyme 32 (gene UBC32). Lineage: Eukaryota; Viridiplantae; Streptophyta; Magnoliopsida; Fagales; Betulaceae. The record is from RefSeq and is a predicted model, not a curated record.